UCGAGCCAUCAAGCACGAGAAAUCCCAGUGCUUGAUCGACCGACCAAACUGCGAUCGGCAUCUGAAAGAGAUCAAGGAAUCACUCAGUCUUGAUACUUGAAUCGAACGAACCACGCCUAACUAGCUAGAUCGAUCCGAGAGAGCCCCAUCUCAGCCACGGCCAUGGCGUCGGCGUCGACCUCGCCUUCCCUUGCCCUCUCGGGCCAGCUCCUGUUGCAGGUGUCGUCGCCCCGCGUGGGCCUCCUGGGCGUCACGCGCCAACGUUCUUCUUCGCUCUCCAUGGCAGUGGGCGGACCGGCUUCGCCUGUCCAGCCGCCGGCGCAAGGCAACGGCGGCGGUGGCGGGCAGGUUCAUGUCGCCACGCCGAGGGCGGCGGCGCUGAUGGCAGUGAGAGGACCAACGCUGCUCGGUCAACUGCCGGCGGAAGGCACUGGCGGCGGUGGCGGGAAAGUUCAUGCCGCGCCAACGUGGGCGCUCAGGUCAGUGGGAGGGCCAACGAUGCCGCCUGCUCGGCCGCCGGCGGAAGGCGGCGGUGGAAAAAUCCAUGCCGUUCUUCCUGCUGCUGCACCUGCAGCGAAGUCCUAUUGGAGCUGAUCGAGUACAUGAGAACUUGACAAAGUGAUGAGGAGCUAACUGUCGGGCGUUGCAUGUUGGUUAAUUUUGAUGAUGUUAGGUUGUUGAGCUAGUAGUUUACAUAAUUCGAGGUUCAGAUGAAAGGUGUCUGAAUUUCAGUUGUCAGCAGCGAACAUGUAUGUAGGUGGAAAUCCUAACUUGCAGUUGGUACACAAAAUGUCAAAGUAGGCGUGAGAUAUCUUCGAAACGUAGUAUGAAUGUA
This is a messenger RNA of Panicum hallii, 835 nucleotides long. RefSeq lists its product as uncharacterized. NCBI's taxonomy places the organism in Eukaryota, Viridiplantae, Streptophyta, Magnoliopsida, Poales, Poaceae. The transcript has a single exon. Bases 163 to 594 code for a protein of 143 amino acids. The record is from RefSeq and is a predicted model, not a curated record.